Messenger RNA from Arvicanthis niloticus (Nile rat), 1005 nucleotides. It is a transcript of the gene Isg20, whose product is annotated as interferon stimulated exonuclease gene 20. Gene Ontology annotation, molecular function: nucleic acid binding; exonuclease activity. Gene Ontology annotation, cellular component: nucleus. NCBI's taxonomy places the organism in Eukaryota, Metazoa, Chordata, Mammalia, Rodentia, Muridae. The record is from RefSeq and is a predicted model, not a curated record. Gene Ontology annotation, biological process: DNA catabolic process; defense response to virus; negative regulation of viral genome replication.
GCAGCCAGCCCUGACUCAACCUGCCAGCCCCCUUACCUGCCAACCUUGAAGAGAUGGGACAGCCCAGCCUACAAGGCCUGCCCCCACUCCCCAACUUCCCUUGAUAAUGAACCAGAACCAGAAACUGAAACUAAAACAGGCUGGAGUUAGAGAUGAGUCACUUCCCCAAGUGACUGAAGUAGCCGAGAAGUGGCAACAGAGAGGCAGAAGAGAACCCAGGGCACUGAGACAGGCGAGAGCAGGACGUUCUGAGGGUCGCCAAGGAGCAUGGCAGGCAGCCCAGAGGUGGUAGCCAUGGACUGUGAGAUGGUGGGGCUUGGGCCUCAAAGGGUGAGUGGCCUCGCCCGCUGCAGCAUUGUGAACGUCCAUGGCGCAGUCCUGUAUGACAAGUACAUCCGGCCUGAGGGAGAGAUCACAGAUUAUAGAACCCAAGUCAGCGGGAUCACGCCUCAGCACAUGGUGAGGGCCACGCCAUUUGGUGAAGCCAGGUUAGAGAUCCUGCAGCUUCUGAAAGGCAAGCUGGUGGUGGGCCAUGACCUGAAGCAUGACUUCAAUGCCCUGAAGGAGGAGAUGAGCAAAUACACCAUCUAUGACACGUCCACAGACAUGCUACUGUGGCACGAGGCCAAGCUGCACUGCUACAGCCGUGUGUCCCUGAGGCUGCUGUGUAAGCGCCUGCUACACAAGAGCAUCCAGAACAACUGGCGGGGCCACUGCUCUGUGGAAGAUGCCAGGGCCACAAUGGAGCUCUACAAAAUCUCUCAGCGACUCAGAGCCCAGCGAGGGCUGUCCUGCCUGGGGACCUCAGCCUGAACUUCUUCUUCAUCCAGGAUCAGAAGCUUACACUCCUGAAGGACCAUAGUUUCCCACAAACAAGACCUGUUUCUAACAACAACAAUGCAACAACAACAUCCACAAACACAAAGUGCAAAACCAAGAACACUCCCCACCCCAUUACAGCAAUUCUCUUGCUUUGGGGGAAAAAAAAAAGUUUAGUAAUAAAUG